AUGGAUCCUCAAAGUGGCCCAGUAGCAAACGUCACUUCGACGGUUGUUUACAACCUACAGUACCAACAUGAUUGGGUCUCUCUCAAAGUUCAUCAAACAGCAAGUCGUCGACCUCUGAUUAGAGGUCUGCCGCCCCGACGACUCUACAUCCAUCCUGAUGAUCAAAUUGCUGCACUAGAACGAGAGAAGGCUACCGGAGAGCCUCUAGAUCAAACACCGGAGAGCGAAUGGGUGUUGGCAGUACAUCCUGAAGAGAAGUGGUCUAUCAGAGGGUUCUCUGAGAUUUUUGAUUCCAUAGAGCAUGAAGGCCCGCGAGAGAAGAGACUUGUGCUGGCAACAGUGCAUAAAGAUUCGACAGUUGUUUACUAUUUGAUGCACGAGGGCAUGGUCAAGCCUCGACAAAAUUGA
This is a messenger RNA of Fusarium sp. VM40, 408 nucleotides long. The record is from the annotation of a GenBank genome assembly. NCBI's taxonomy places the organism in Eukaryota, Fungi, Ascomycota, Sordariomycetes, Hypocreales, Nectriaceae.